GAAUUGGUUAUUUCAUUAUCUGAACUUCCCAGCACUGAUAUUAUAAGUCAGCACUUUUGCGACACUCCCUAUGCGACUUUACGACCUUUGCACCGUGUUUACGGUCCGACUGUCAUGCGCUGUAUGAAUAUGCUGAGAGUAAUACGAGCUGGGCAGAACGCGGUCCGGGCACUGACUGUCACACUCACACACCCGAGUCAGUCUGUCAGUAUGUCGUCGUGUCGCAGCUCACGCGCAGUUCCAGCUACGGUUCUGGGUAGCAUGGCGUUCGGGGGGCGCGCAGACGCGGACACGAGCGCGAAGAUGGUGAAGGCGUUUUUGGAGCGCGGGCACGACGAGCUGGACACCGCGUUCAUGUACACAGACGGGCACGCGGAGACAGUGAUCGGAGCAAUGCACCUGCCUCAGACAGUUCGAAUUGCCACCAAAGCGAACCCCUGGGAGGGCAAGACGCUGAAGCCUGAGAGUGUACGCUCUCAGCUUGAGACGUCGCUUCAGAGGCUGCAUGCUCAAAGCGUUGACAUCUUCUACUUACAUGCUCCAGACCAUGAGAACCCCGUCCAGGACACGCUCAGAGCCUGCAACCAGCUGCACAAAGAGGGAAAGUUUAAAGAGCUGGGUUUAUCUAACUAUGCCUCAUGGGAAGUGGCUGAAAUUUGCUGCAUCUGCAAACAUAAUAGCUGGAUCGUUCCUACCGUCUACCAGGGCAUGUACAACGCUACGACUCGACAAGUGGAGACGGAACUGCUGCCGUGUCUGCGAUACUUCGGCAUACGUUUCUACGCCUACAACCCCUUGGCGGGAGGCCUUCUCACUGGGAAAUACCAUUAUGAGGAUAAAGAUGGAGCUCAGCCUGCAGGACGCUUCUUUGGAAACACAUGGGCUGCUGCCUAUAGAGACCGGUAUUGGAAAGAUAGCCAUUUCCGUGCUAUAGACGGCGUCCUGAAGGCUCUUGACGAGGCGUACGGUCCCGACAAGCCAACUUUGACCUCAGCUGCAAUACGUUGGAUGUAUCACCACUCUCAGCUCAAGGGUGAGCUUGGAGACGCCAUGAUCAUCGGGAUGUCCACCAUGGAGCAGCUUCACGAGAACUUAGAAGCAGCUGAAGGUGGUCCUUUAAAGCAGGAAGUGGUGGAUGCCUUCAAGCGUGGCUGGGAUCUCGUGUCUCAUGAGUGUCCUAACUACUUUCGCUAG
Molecule: messenger RNA, 1194 nt
Organism: Clarias gariepinus (North African catfish)
Lineage: Eukaryota; Metazoa; Chordata; Actinopteri; Siluriformes; Clariidae
Gene: akr7a3
Product: aldo-keto reductase family 7, member A3 (aflatoxin aldehyde reductase)
Exons: 7
Coding region: 115-1194 (359 amino acids)
Source: RefSeq, a predicted model, not a curated record